CGGCGGCGGCGGCGGAGGGGCGGCAGGCUGCAGGCUGGCAGCCCGCGGCGGGCUCCAGGUAACCGAAGUGCCGCGCAGUGCUGACUCGGCCGCCCGCCGCAGAGCCAUGGAAAUCGGCACCGAGAUCAGCCGCAAGAUCCGGAGUGCCAUUAAGGGGAAAUUGCAAGAAUUAGGAGCUUACGUGGAUGAAGAACUUCCUGAUUACAUUAUGGUGAUGGUGGCCAACAAGAAAAGUCAGGACCAAAUGACAGAGGACCUGUCCCUGUUUCUAGGGAACAACACAGUUCGAUUCACCGUAUGGCUCCAUGGUGUGUUAGAUAAGCUUCGCUCUGUUACAACUGAGCCCUCUAGUCUAAAGUCUCCUGACACCAGCAUCUUUGACAGUAACGUGCCUUCAAACAAGAGCAGUUUCAGUCGGGGAGAUGAGAGAAGGCACGAAGCUGCCGUCCCUCCCCUCACCGUUUCUAGCUCUAGACCUGAAAAAAGGGAUUCCAGAGUCUCUACAAGUUCACAGGAGCAGAGAGCCACUAAUGUCAGACAUUCAUACGAUGAUGGAGCUUCCACCCGGCUAAUGUCAACAGUGAAACCUCUGAGGGAGCCAGCACCCUCUGAGGAUGUGAUCGAUAUCAAGCCAGAACCAGAUGAUCUCAUUGAUGAAGACCUCAAUUUUGUUCAGGAGAAUCCCUUAUCUCAGAAAAAACCUACAGUGACACUUACAUACGGUUCUUCUCGGCCUUCUAUUGAAAUUUAUCGACCACCUGCAAGUAGAAAUGCAGACACUGGUACUCAUUUAAACAGGCUGCAACUUCAGCCGCAGCAAAGCAGUGCUCACGCUGCCAAGCAGCUGGAUGUGCAGAGCAGCCAGGUAUAUGAAGCAGGCCGUCUGUGUGAACCACCAGUGCUUAGCAGUGCAGAAGACACUUACAGCCCCUUCUUCAGAAACACCUUGGAUAAAAUGAGUGCUGAGGACGAAAACUGUCGCAAGAGAAAGUUGCCUGUGGUGAGUUCAGUUGUUAAAGUAAAAAGAUUUAGCCAUGAUGGAGAAGAGGAGGAGGAAGAUGAGGAUUAUGGCUCCCGGGUAGGAAGCUUGUCCAGCAGCGUGUCAGUACCAGCAAAGCCUGAGAGGAGACCUUCUCUUCCACCUUCUAAACAAGCCAACAAGAAUCUAAUUCUGAAGGCUAUCUCUGAAGCUCAGGAGUCGGUAACAAAGACAACGAACUACUCUGCAGUUCCACAAAAACAAACACUUCCAGUUGCUCCCAGAACGCGAGCUUCUCAAGAAGAAUUCCUAGCAGAGAUGGUCCAGGGGCAGAGCCGGGCCCCCAGGAUAGGUCCCCCUGUUAAAGAGGAUGAAGCCAAAGGAGAUGGUGCUGAAAAAAUUCAAGGAACUCAACAGAGGCAACUGUUAUCCCGACUGCAAAUUGAUCCAGUAAUGGUAGAAACAAUGGAGAUGAGUCCAGAUUACUAUGACAUGGAAUCCAUGGUCCAUGCAGACACAAGAUCAUUUAUUCUGAAGAAGCCAAAGCUGUCUGAGGAAAUAGUAGUGACACCAAACCAGGAGUCGGGGAUGAAGACUGCAGAUGCCCUGCGGGUACUUUCAGGACACCUUAUGCAGACACGAGAUCUUGUACAACCAGAUAAACCUGCAAGUCCCAAGUUUAUAGUGACGCUGGAUGGUGUCCCCAGCCCCCCAGGAUACAUGUCAGAUCAAGAGGAGGAGAUGUGCUUUGAAGGAAUGAAACCUGUAAACCAAACUGCAGCCUCAAACAAGGGACUCAGAGGUCUCCUCCACCCACAGCAGUUGCAUUUGAUGAGCAGGCAGCUUGAGGACCCAGAUGGUAGCUUUUCCAACGCUGAGAUGACUGACCUGAGUAUGGCACAGAAACCAGAAAAGCUUUUGGAGCGCUGCAAGUACUGGCCUGCAUGUAAAAAUGGGGAUGAGUGUGUGUACCAUCAUCCCGUUUCACCUUGCAAAGCCUUUCCCAAUUGUAAAUUUGCUGAAAAAUGUUUGUUUGUGCAUCCAAAUUGUAAAUAUGAUGCAAAGUGCACUAAGGCAGAUUGUCCCUUCACUCACAUGAGUAGAAGAAUCCCAGUACUGACUCCAAAACCAGCAGUCUCAUCGCCGGCGCCGUCCUCUAGUGGUCAGCUCUGCCGGUACUUCCCGGCUUGUAAGAAGAUGGAGUGUCCCUUCUACCACCCAAAACACUGUAGGUUUAAUACUCAGUGUACAAGACCAGACUGCACAUUUUAUCAUCCCACCAUUACUGUACCACCAAGACAUGCCUUGAAAUGGAUUCGACCUCAAACCAGUGAAUGAUGCCCUAAUCCUACCUGACAGAAGAUCAUGCAGUUUGUCUUCUGAUGAAAGAUGUUCUACAAAGCUUGUCACGUCUUUGAAUUUUAGAAUAUAUUGCUUUCAUAAUAUGAAUUUUAUUGCCUAACUGAAGUGUCUAAUUUUUCAAGUUUGUAAGUUUAUUAAGUGGUUUCAACAUUUUUUGUUUGUUCGUUUUAACUAUGAAGACAGUUUAAAGAAAAGCCGAAUUCUAUUAAAACAUUUGCGGCAUGUUUGUACAUUGCUGUUUCACGUCACUUUUGGUAGUGGUGCUGCAGCUCAGGGCUGUUGUGCCGUAGGAAGGCCGGUGGCCUCAGAGGAUCACUUUUUACUUUUCCCAAAGAUAAAGCAAUGUUUGUAACUCAGUGUGGAAACAAGAGUGGUCAAAACACUGAGGCAGCUUUGAGCAGCUGGUUUAAAUUCUCUUUUUAAUGUGUAAAAAGACAUUAAGUUUCCUCAUUUAAAUGCUUAAAAUGUUUGCUUUGAGAAGCAAAAUACAGUUUGAAUUCUGCUUUGGUAAAGUGGACUAAGGUCUUGUGCCUUCUGUGAAAGUUAAGUAGUGACAUGUUCAUAUGGGGUAAACGGAAUAACGAUGCAAAAACAUGAACAAUUCCUUGAAAUGCUUCCAUUUACUAUUAACUUAAAAUUUUUAAAUAAUUUUGGGAGAACAAAAUUAUACAAAAAUUUUUACAGUUAUUUACAGAAAGUAUCAGAAAACAGACUUUGGACUCUAUACAAGUAUAAAUAUACAUAUAUAUUCCCAUAUUCUGAAAAAUAUUGUCAGAAAUAACUCCACAGAAAAUAUACUUAAGUUACUACUAAAGAUCAUUCUUGAAAUGUAGAAGUUGAUAUUUUAGUGGCAUAUUUUAAAUGACAACUGUAGAAUUGCAGAGAUAGUAUGGGUAAACGUCACAACAGGAUGAAACUUGGCCUACUGUAUUACAGAGUUUUAUGUGUGUGGUUUUUUGAAACUGUUAAGGCAAGAAGUAUCAAAUGUUUUAGAACUAAAUAACACACAACGGAGAUUUGAUGUUUUAAAAAUUAAAGUGUAAGAGGUGGUUAGCAAAGAGGAUAAUAAAAGUUCAAACAUUUUCAGGACCAAAUUUAAACUGUUAAGAUACGUAAAGGAUGGAUAAUAAAGUCACGUCUAUAAAAGUCUGUGUUUAACAUUGUGAAGCCAGCCUUCUACUGUGGUCAUUCCUUCCCACUGAGAGAGAAAGCAUUAGCUAAUUAGUCAGCCAUUUGACAAGCUGGCCGUGACCAUGAAAGAUCAGAAAGAACAGAGGAGACAGGGCCUAAAGCUGCUUGCUGCAUAGGUUCAAGUGAAACAGCAGGUCUUCAUUCUCAAGUGCGUUGAAUUUAAGGCGUUCUAGCUUUGCAUCUCAGUGGGAGAAUUUUAAUUAUUACCUUCUCAGAAUGUGUGUAGGUGUGUUCUCACAACUGUCCAGUAAAGACCGAACU
Messenger RNA from Acomys russatus (golden spiny mouse), 3793 nucleotides. It is a transcript of the gene Zc3h14, whose product is annotated as zinc finger CCCH-type containing 14. The record is from RefSeq and is a predicted model, not a curated record. Gene Ontology annotation, cellular component: cytoplasm; nucleus. The coding region runs from base 107 to 2317 and encodes 736 amino acids. Lineage: Eukaryota; Metazoa; Chordata; Mammalia; Rodentia; Muridae. Gene Ontology annotation, biological process: regulation of mRNA stability. The transcript has 17 exons. Gene Ontology annotation, molecular function: metal ion binding; poly(A) binding.